AGGGAGGGGGAGAGAGAGAGAGAGAGAGAGAGAGCAAUGGAGUCCGACAUGGAGAUAAGCUUGGAUUUCUCUUGGGAGACGCCUAGCUUCUUCGAGCUCUGCGACGCAGAUAGCAUGCACCUGCCAGCUGAGGACUCUCUGUCCUGUCUGUACGAGCACGGCGACUCAACUAGCUCGCCGGACGGCGCCAACUCGGGGCUGACGAGGAGGUGGGCUGGCAGGAACAUGCUCAACGAGAGGGACCGGCGCAGGAGGCUCAACGAGAAGCUCUACGCCAUUCGCGGCGUCGUUCCAAACAUCACCAAGAUGAACAAGGCGUCCAUCAUCCAGGACGCCAUCGCCUACAUCGAGGAGCUGCAGGAGCAGGAGCGCCAGAUUCUCGCCGCCCCUGGAACAGAUGGCUGCGCCGCCGUGGUCCAGGCGGACUCGACCGUGGACGAUGGCGUCGGCUCCCCGCCACGGACUACCUCCGCCUCCUCCAUCUGUUCCCCUUCCCCGCAUCCGGUCCAAAUCCUCGAGCUGGAGGUGAUGCAGGUGGCAGAGGAUCUGGCAGUGGUUAACGUGAGACAUAGAAAAGCGCAGGAGGCCAUGGCGAAGGUGUAUGGGGUGCUCGAGUCGCUCUGUCUCAAUGUCAUCACGGCAAGUGUGACCGUCGUGUCCGACAACAUUGUCCACAACAUGUUCAUCGAGGUUUACGCAAAGAGGGAGAAUACCGGCAGCUGGAACUCUGGACCUGAAAAAGCUAUGUCAGAUAUACCUAUUCUGCACAUCUCCAAAUGAGCUGAAAUUUUACAGAGAAUUAUUUUGGAAUAUAUAAUAAAUAUUGGAGAAAAUAACUACCAGAGAGGGGCUGCUAGGUGCCCACAAGACACCAGGGCGCACCAACCCCCCCAGGCGCACCUUGGUGAGUGGUGGGCAGCCUGGUCCACCUCUGGUGCCCAUCUUCUAGUAUAUAAGGUCUUUUAACCUAGAAAAAAUAAGGAGAGAAAUUUUGGGAGGGAGCACUGCCGUGUCGAGGCGGAACUUGGGCAGGAGCACUUUUGCCCUCCGGCGGAGUGAUUUCGCCGGGGAACUUCCCUCCCGGAGAGGGAAAUCGAAGCCAUCGUCAUCACCAACAACCCUCUCAUC
Triticum aestivum (bread wheat) is the source of this 1128-nucleotide messenger RNA. RefSeq names its product transcription factor BHLH6. The record is from RefSeq and is a predicted model, not a curated record. NCBI's taxonomy places the organism in Eukaryota, Viridiplantae, Streptophyta, Magnoliopsida, Poales, Poaceae. Gene Ontology annotation, cellular component: nucleus. Gene Ontology annotation, molecular function: protein dimerization activity; transcription cis-regulatory region binding; DNA-binding transcription factor activity. The transcript is spliced from 5 exons. Gene Ontology annotation, biological process: regulation of DNA-templated transcription. Bases 37 to 780 code for a protein of 247 amino acids.